AUGAUUACAUCAUCAUAUAGAACUCGUGGUCGUUACAAACCUGAUAAUCAUUCAAAAUCAUCAUCAUCAGAAUCUGGUCAAUUAGAAUUAAUAUUUUCAGUUACUGAAAAUGUACCUGUUGGAUCAUUUAUUGGAAUAAUUAAAUCACCAAAUGAAGCGAUUUCGAUUGAACCACCAUUUCUAAUUGUACCAAUACCGGAUGGUGAUAUUAUUGAUCAACAAUCAUCGAUCAUAUCGACAAAACAAACAUCAACAACAGCAAUUCAACAACAACAACAACAACAACAUUCAUCAGGAUCGGUUGAUACUGAUCUUAAUAUUGAUCAAUCAACAGGUGAAAUACGUACGGCAAUUGAAUUGGAUCGUGAACGUCGUUUAUAUUAUUCAUUUAUUGCCAUCUCAUUGACUGGUAUCAAUAUUCAUAUUCGAAUUAACAUUGAAGAUGUUAAUGAUAAUGCACCAAGAUUUCCAACUCGUGAAAUUGAACUUGAAUUUCCGGAAAAUAGUAAACCAAGAGAUGUUAAACGUACAUUACCACCGGCUAUCGAUUUGGAUCGUGCAAUUUUUGGCACACAAACCUAUCGUAUUGUAUCGGGAAAUGUUGGAAAUGCAUUUCGUUUGAUUAGUCACCGAGAAAAAGAUGAUAUACUUUAUCUAGAUCUUCAAGUAAAUGGUGUUCUUGAUCGUGAAACAUUGGCCAAUUAUAAUCUUAUUAUCGAAGCAAUGGAUGGUGGUCAACCACCAUUGAAAGAUCAACUAUUGGUUAAAAUUGCUAUCCUUGAUCAUAAUGAUUGUGAACCAAUAUUUAGUCAAAAUCAUUAUUAUGGAUCUGUAUCGGAAAAUGUUACAUUAGGUACAUCAUUGCUAAAAGUAACGGCCAUCGAUAAUGAUGAUGGUGAUAAUGGUCGUGUUGUUUAUAUGCUUCAUACUAAACAAUCUAAUUCAAAUCCAACAUCAUCAUCAUCAUCAUCAUCAUCGUCAUCAUCAUCAGCCAUAAUGGGUAAUGGUGGUGCAACGAUAAUGGAUAGUUCAUCAUAUUUUGCUAUCAAUCGUCAUACUGGAUGGAUAUAUGUUAUAAAACCAUUGGAUUAUGAAUCACAAGAUCUACAUGAAUUAGUUAUAAUUGCACGUGAUCAAGGUGUUCAGCCAUUAGAAACAUCAGCAUUUGUUUCAAUACGUGUAACCGAUAUUAAUGAUAAUCAACCGACUAUAAAUAUUCUAUAUUUAACAUCAAAUUCAAAACCAGAAAUUGCUGAAGAUGCCAAAAUUGGUGAUCUUGUUGCACGUGUUUCCGUUAAUGAUGCCGAUAUUCAUGCUACAUCAUCACAUUCAUUACAUUCAUCAUUUUUGAAAAAAUCAUCAUCAUCAAAACGUUUUUCACCAUAUAAUGGUCUUAGUGUUUCAUUGUUUGGUGCAUCAGAUGGUGAAUUUGGUUUGAAAACCGCUGAUCAAAUUGUUUAUCUAAUUGUUGUCACCGGUAAAUUGGAUCGUGAACGUAGAUCUAAAUAUCAAUUAACAGUGAUGGCCAGUGAUAAAGGUUAUCCACCACAAAAUACUAGUACAACAUUUGAAUUAGAAGUGACCGAUGUGAAUGAUAAUGCACCUUAUUUUGAUCAAUCUGUUUAUCGUACAACAUUAUUAGAAACAGCCGAUAUUGGAUCCAAAGUAUUUCAAAUGUCAGCUAAUGAUCGUGAUUCAGAUUCAAUGCUUACCUAUGCAUUUUUAAUACCCAAAAACAACAACAACAACAACGACAACAACAAUGAUGAUGAUGAUGAUGAAAUGAUUUAUUUCCGUGCAUUUAAUGAUAAAAAUACAACACAUCAAAUGACAAUGAAAACAAAAUGGUUUCAAAUUGAUUAUCGAUCUGGUUUAAUUACCACACAUUCAUUGAUUGAUUGUGAAAUGGAUCCUGAACCUGAAUUGAUUAUUAUUGUUUGUGAUUCAUUAAACAUUGAUUCAACUAAACAACAACAACAACAACAACAACAACGAACAACGAUAAAUGAAAAUAAUCCUGAUCAUCAAAUAGGAUUCACAGCGACAACAACAUUGAUCAUUUCAAUCAAUGAUAUCAACGAUAAUGAACCAAUAUUUGAUCAAAGUUUUUAUAAUGUAUCAAUCAUUGAAGAUACACCUGUUGGUCAUUGUUUAUUACGUUUACAAGCAAUCGAUGCUGAUUGUGGCAUAAAUGCUAUGGUAAAUUAUUCAUUAGAAUUAUCAUCACCAAUGACCAUGAUGAUGGCCGAUGAUAAUGGUAAUAGAUUAUCAUCACGUAAACCACGUCUAUUACAAAAUAAUGAUGGUGAAGAAAAAUUGGAUAAUAAUCAUCAACAACAGCAUGAACAUUUACGUUUAUUUGAUCAUUUCCGUUUGGAUCCGAAUACCGGUGAAUUAUGUUUGAAAAAACAAUUGGAUUAUGAAUCGAUUCGUGUAUUCGAUUUACCAGUUAUGGCAACUGACCGAGGUGGAUUGUCAACAACCGCUAUGAUUAAAAUCCAUGUAAUUGAUGCCAAUGAUAAUGCACCAAUAUUCUAUCCACGUGAAUAUAAAGUUAGUGUUGGUGAAAAUGUUCAACCAUCAUAUUCAUCAUCACAGUCAUCAUCAUCGAAACAAAUUAAUCCAUUAGUAAUUGUGGCUGCUACUGAUCUUGAUUCACCGCGAUCAUCAUUUGGACAAAUUGAAUAUGAAAUUAAAAUGGGUAAUGAAAAAGAUUAUUUUGAUAUUGAUCGAAAAACAGGUGAAAUUUUCCUAUUGAAACCAUUAUCUGCAUUACCUGGAUCAUUGUCACAUACACAAUAUAAAUUAAUGAUAACAGCACAUGAUGGUGGUGGUCGUGAAUCAUUGGAACCAGCAAUGGUUUUAAUUUCCGUUGUUCCACAACAAUCCGAUUCAAUUGGCCAUUUGAUUCCAGCACCGAUAUUUCUUCAACGACAAUUUAAUUUUCAAGUAAUUGAAAAUGUAGCACAAGGUGCUAUUGUUGGUACUGUUCGUGCUAAAAUUGAAUCAUCCAUUAAUGACGAUGAUCUUCAUCAGGAAGAACCAAUUUCAUAUUCAAUCUAUUCUGGCGAUCCGGAUGGCUAUUUUACUAUUGAUCCAAGACAUGGAACAAUCAGUGUAAAAUCAUCAUUGAUUGACCGUGAAAAACAUUCCUAUCUAUUAGUGAAUGUUCAAGCCUAUACUGGUCGAUAUCCUGGUCCAUAUCGUUAUGCUCAUACACAGAUAAACAUAACCAUAUUGGAUGAGAAUGAUAAUGUUCCAAUGUUUCCUAGUCCAACAUUGAAAAUUAGUGUACCAGAAAAUAUACCAAUAGAUAAUGGUACCGUAUUCGUUGCGUAUGCAAUUGAUUAUGAUGCUGAUAAUUUUGGUCGAAUACGUUAUCAACUUUAUCCAGCUACUAAUCACGAUAGUGAUGAUCGUGAACGAUUUCCAUUCACAAUUGAAGAACAUACUGGACAUGUACGUUUACGUAGAUCAUUAGAUUAUGAAACAAGAAAUGAAUAUCAAAUACGUGUUGUUGCUAUCGAUGGUGGACAAUUAAGUUCAGAAAUGUUGGUACAUAUUUUCAUACAAGAUGUGAACGAUAAUGCACCGAUUUUCGUUGGUACCGCUCAAUUAUUAGAUGUGUCGAAUAAUAAUUAUCAAUAUCAACAACAACAUUACAUCAAUCAUCAAACGUUCAAGAAUAAUGUACAUCGUCAAUCAUCAUCAUCAUCAUCGUUACCGUUAUAUCGAAUUCAAGUACAGGAAAAUGUCGCAAUUAAUACAAAUAUCUAUCAGAUUAAAGCUACAGAUGCUGAUACUGGUAAUAAUGCUCGAUUAACUUAUUCAUUAUAUCCGAUGAUGAAUGAUGGCCAAAAAAAUGUUGAUAAUAAUAAGCAAUUACAAUUACCAAUUGAUAUUUCACCAAACAAUGGUCAACUAUUUGUACGAAAUUUAUUGGAUCGUGAAACAUUGGAUCAUUAUGAAUUUCUUAUAACCGUUACUGAUCAUGGACUACCGAAACCAUUGAAUGCUACAGCUAUUGUUCACAUUACCGUACAAGAUACGAAUGAUAAUCGGCCAUAUUGGAAACAAUCAAAAUAUGUAUUCAACAUAUCAGAAGAUGCAAGUGUUGGAACAUUGAUCGGUCAAGUAUUUGCAUUCGAUAUGGAUCUCGGUGGAAAUGCAUCAAUAGUUUAUAACAUUUCGCAACAACAACAAGAAUCCGUAAAAAUGUUUGGUAUUAAUCCAUCAAAUGGACAGAUUUAUUUACGUUCAAAUUUAGAUCGUGAAUCAAAAGAUCGUUAUGAAUUCAAUGUUGAUGUUCGUGAUCAAGGUACAAUAGAAUCAUUGUAUAGUGAAGAAAAAGCUACCAUUAUUGUUAAUGUUUUGGAUAUCAAUGAUAAUCGUCCCGUUUUUGAUGAUAAUGAUGAAAAUGAUGAUGGUAGCAAUAGAUUGACCGUGCCUGUUGGUACAUCACGUAAAAGCACCAUUGCUACAUUCCAUGCAUUUGAUCCAGAUUUUGGUGAUAAUGGAACUGUUUAUUAUAGUAUGGCGGAUGAAAGCGAUCUUUUCACUAUAGAUCGUCUUACUGGUGCUUUAAUUACUAAAACUGAUAUAAAAGAAACAUUGAAACGUACAACGAGAAAAAUUUCAUUACUUGCAACCGAUGGCCAAGGCAAAAAAUCCAAAGUCAAAAUGAUCGAUAUUGAAAUUGUCGAUAAACGUACCUUGAAUAUUGAUCUGGAUUAUGUUGAACAAUAUAAUUUCAAUGCUAAAUCAAAUGAAAUUGAUUAUGGAUAUCGAUUUGGUUCGAUAGAUUUACCAAUGAAAUUGAUGCAACAACAUCAAUGUAAUAAUCGUUUCUUUACAAAUUUUCAUUAUCAAAUUAAGAAUGGUUUGCCAUUUUUCGUCGAAAAUGUUGAUACAAAUGAACCAAAACUACAUUUAAUGACAUUCGAUCGUCUUAAUCGAACAGCAAAAAAUGAAUACAAUCUAUUACUUUGCAUUGAUUGGUCACAAUGUUUAGCUGCAUUGUUGGAAAUUACUGAAAUCAAAAUUCAUCAUCAUCAAAUGAUUCAAUGUGAUCAUUAUGUUCGAAUCAAUAUCCAAAUUGAAUCUAACGAUAAUGUUAAUUGUCUUCCAUUACCGAUUGAAAAUCCAGAUCUAUUCGAUGUUAAAAUACCGUAUAGUCCAAAUGAAUCAUUUAAGAAUCACGAUUUACUAUAUUUAAAUCAUUCAAAUUGUCCAGCUUCGAAAAUCGGUGACAUUGAAUAUGAACUUUCUAGUCCAAUAAUCAAUGAUGAUGCAUUGAAUCGAAUGUUUUUGAUCGAUUCAAAUAGUGUUUUACAAUUUAAACGUUCACAUGAUACAACAUUAAUUAGCCAAUAUCUACAUGAAGAAUUUGUCCUAUCUUUGAUAGCUAAAAGGCAUGGCAAAAUUAUACAAAGUGUACCUAUACGAAUGAAAAUUAUCGAUUCCGAUCAAUCACAAUUGGGAAAUAUUGCAUUUUUGAAUGAAAAAUUUAUUGAACUAGAAGAAGAUUGUUGUCAUAUUGGCUCACCAAUCAUUCAUGCUCGAAUCAAUAUAACACAUGAUGAUUUUAAAGUACGAUAUUUUCUAGCUAGCCAUGGACAUUUAAUGUCAAAUGAUGAACAAUUUACAUUGAAUUCGGAUAAUGGUCUAUUAAGUUUGAAACGUGAAUUUGAUUAUGAAAGUAAACAUGAACAUCGUGUCAAUAUUACUGCUGUGGUUUAUGAUUCGAAAUUAUUGCCAAUCGCCACAAUUUCGAAUAUCAUUAGAAUAAGAAUACUUAAUACUAAUGAUGAGCCACCGAUUUUUUUACGACGAUCAUAUGAAAAAGAAAUUAUUGAAAAUGCUCCAACUGGACAAUUGAUCGUUCAGCUUGAAGCUAAAGAUUCUGACCAACAAUCAUCAAACAUUACUUAUUUGCUGCCUAAAAGUUAUCGUUAUGCCGAUUAUUUUGAUCUCGAUUCAAAUAAUGGAGAAUUAAAAUUGAUGAAAAGUUUAGAUCGUGAACAAAUCGAUCAUUUCUAUGUACCCGUUUAUGCGUUUGAUGAAAAUUUCAAACACCAUACUUCAACAUUAGUCAAUGUUAAGGUUAUUGAUAUCAACGAUAAUUCACCAUAUUUUGUUCAACCCAAUUUCAACAUUAAAAUACCGGAAAAUGUAAAACCAGGAACCACCAUCUAUACACUGGUGGCUAUCGAUCCAGAUUUCACUGACCAUAAUAAUCGAUCAAGUAAUUCCGGUCUUCAAUAUCGUAUUUCCACCGGUAAUGUUGGCAAUAAAUUUGUUCUACACGAACAACGUGGUGAAUUGAGUAUCAAUUCUCAAUUAGAUCGUGAAAUGCAAUCAAUGUAUAGUUUAAUCCUAGAAGUUUCAGAUUCUUUGCAUACUUCUACUUGUAAUGUUACCAUCGAAUUAUUGGACGUAAAUGAUAAUGGUCCUAUUUUUGAGAAAAGUGAUUAUUAUGCCAUUGUCAAUGAUGUUUCAUUUGGAUGGAUUGAUGUUAUCACUGUACGAGCUAUUGAUUCUGAUGGUGAUAAACUUCUUUAUCGUAUUGAAAAUGAUUCCAAUAAUUUAACAAGAUAUUUAAGUAUGAAUUCAGAAACUGGAGAAAUUCGUUUACAUUCAUCGUUUGUAAUUCCAAUAUUCAAUCAAUUGGAUUCGAAUGUUUUUACAUUCGAAGUGAGUGCCAUAGAAGCUGGAAAAAUUGCCUAUCAAUCAUACGUAUCGAAAACUAAAGUACAUCUGACAUUGAUUACAAAUGGAAAUCAUAAUUCAUUUGUUGAUUCAUUCAAAUUGAUUAAAUAUCCAUAUGUAAUUAUUGUGGAUGAAUCACGACAUAGUAUUCGUAUUAAUCAGAAAAUUGGUUCCAUUGAAUUUACAUCUUAUCAAAAUUAUUUUAAACAUGAAAAAAAUUCAAAUAUAUUAUCAUAUCGUGUAUUGAAUGGUGGUGAAAGUUAUCGUUCAUUCAAUGAUUAUUUCACUAUUCAACCACAAACCGGAGCUAUUCUUGUGAAACGUUCAUUGAAUUAUAAUUAUUAUGAAGCUAUCAUUGAAGUGACACAACAUUUUGAUCAUCAUCAACAACAACAAUCGAUCAGCACAUCAACUUUGUUACAAAUUUUCAUCGGUGGCAUUGAUGAUCGUAAAUUUAUUCAAUCAAUUCAUCUGGAUUCAUUGGAAGUAUCGGAAAAUCAAAUAAUCGGUUACGAUAUUGUUAAUCUUGGUUCAUUCAUACAUAAUCAUCAUCAUCCACAAUCAUAUAAUUAUCAAAUAUUCUAUGCAGAUAUUGAUCGCAGUUAUUUCGAAAUUUACGAUAAACAUCUAAAAUUGCGAAAAUCAUUAGAUUAUGAAUCACAACCAAAUCGAAUUCAGGUUUUAAUUUUCGCUUAUCGUCCAUCAGAUACGAAUUUAUAUGAACAUUCUUAUCUAUACAAUUUGACCAUACAUAUUGCAAACGUGGAUGAUAAUUUACCUCAAUUCACACAGAAACAUUAUAUUGCUACAAUCAGUGAAAAUGAACAAACGGGCACGUUUGUUGCACAGGUGAAUGCCAUCGAUAUUGAUGAUGAAUCUUUGAUUUUUAACAAAACAAUCGGUACACGUCAUUAUAGUUAUUAUAUUGUGGAUGGUAAUAACGAUAUGGCAUUCAGUAUUGAUAAUGAUGGCGUCAUCAGAACAAAUAUUGUUUUAGAUAGAGAAAUUCAUGAUCGAUAUCAAUUGAAAGUUAUUGCAACCGAAAUGAAACAAGAUUUUUUCGGUGAUUUUUUGGCUGAUGAAGCAAGCUAUCAACAUUUAACACAAUGUGUUGUUGAAAUCAUCGUUAUUGAUCAGAAUGAUAAUGUACCGGUAUUUCCACCGUAUAAAGAAAUUUCCGUUAGUGAAGAUGCUGAAAUUGGUUCGGCAAUCGCCACAUGGACUGCUAAUGAUGUUGAUAUUCAUCCAACAUUAAGUUAUAUGAAAUUAAAAACAAAUAAUGAUUUGAAUGAAGAUGAAGAUUGUUUCGAAAUGGGUCUUUAUACGGGAAAAAUUUAUUUAAAAUGUCCAUUGAAACCUUUGUUAGGUGGAUCUUCAUCUGGAUUAUUGGUUCGUCGUAUUAAACUAUUGCUUCAAGCAUCCGAUCAAAUGCAUACAAUCGAAACGGAUAUUACUAUCAAUGUUAAACGAAAUUAUUCAAAAAUGGCUCCAGUAUUUCGUGAUGGGGCAAAUUUCUAUCAGAAAUUAGAUCUUGAUGAUAAACAUUCAAUUUUAAUGUCCGACAUUAAUGUUGAGUUAUUUCGUGCUCAAAUGAUUGAAGAUCCAAUGAUUAAACGAAAAAUUCUGUUCUCAUUGAAUUCAGAAGCAGGACCGGAAGGUUUUUAUAUUGAUCAAACACGUGGAAUUAUCUACAAUAAUCGUACGAUUCGUUAUCGAAGAACCAAAUUUGUAAUGUUAACAGUGUUUGCACGUUAUCAAGAUUCCAUUGAACAGGCACAAGCAUCAUUGGUAUUGAAUUUCAAACAUAAUGAAUUAACAUCAUCAUCAUCAUCAAAUUAUUAUAGCAAAAAAGAAUUAUCAUCAUCAUCUACAAAUAGUUAUACUAUUGAAAUUGAAAGUUCACAAAUUGGUGUGCCGCUCUUGCGACUAUCGCGACGAUCACAUGCUAAUUAUGUCAUAUUCAACGGCAAUAGUAAUAAGAAUUUCAUCAUUUUACGUGGUAGAGAAUUGGUUCUUAUCAAUCGUCCACUGACUGAUCAAUAUCUGUUGAAAAUCAAACCUAUCGAUGAUAAAAGAUCGUUAUCAAAUUCUACAAUCAUUUUUGUUCAUAUCAAAGUUCGUCCAUCGAAUGUAAAAGAUUCGACAAUGUUUGCCAGCCCUUUUAAAUCGCAAGUGUUUGAAUUGGAAAUUAAUGAAAACGAAAAAAUUGGCGCUGAAAUUCAGAAAUUGAAAACUUCACCACCUGUUCUACGAACAAUUUCACAACAAUCUGAAAGCGGUGAUAAUUUUCAUUUUCGUAUUUUUAGUGGUAAUGAUCAAAAUUUAUUCCGUUUCGAUUCGCGUACUGGAAUGUUGAUAGUGGAUAAAAAGCUUGAUUUUGAAACAAAUCCCAUCUAUCGUUUGGGUGUGGUUGCCGAAUCCUAUCAAUCUGGUGCACGUUAUUUCACCAUAAUCAACAUAAAUCUUAUCAAUUCGAAUGAAUAUUGUCCACAAUUUCCAACGAAUCAUUUUAAAUGUUUGAUUGACGAAAAUGUUGCUAUUGGAACAAAAGUUUUACCAAUCAAAGCUAUCGAUCAAGAUCGUGAUCAAUUGAAUUAUACCGUGAUGAAAUUAAGCGAAUGGAAUGAUAGUCCAUUUAGAUAUGAUUCAGAUAGUGGUUUUAUCAUUACAGAUGGGAAAUUAGAUUAUGAAUCAAAAGCAUCUUCAGUUUAUAAAUUUAUUGUUAAAGCAAAUGAUCUAAGUGGAAAUAAUCUGUAUGGCGGUAAUACAAAUGAUUUACAAUGUAAUACGGCUGAAACAAUUAUCGAAAUACAAAUUGGAUCAAUCGAUGAACAUAGUCCACAAUUUGUAAAUGAUUCAUAUGAUUUCAAAGUGGUCACAUCUAUUACACGUUCUCGAGUGAAAAUUGGACAAGUAUUGGCAAUCGAUUCGGAUUCUGGUCCUGAUGGCAUCGUUGUUUAUUCAAUCAAAAAUAUAUCACCACAAACAUUAUUGGAAUUUGUUCAUAUUAAUUCAACUACUGGAAGUAUUUCGAUGUCUCUCUACAAUGCUAAUAUUCCCAAACAAUUUUCAAUGAUUAUAUCGGCUCAAUCUGGUCGUAUGAAUUCAUUAAAUUCUUUAACGGUCGUCAAUGUUCGUCUAACACUGAUUGGUGAUGAUAAUAGUGAAAUCGAUUUGGCCGAAGUCAUCAACAAUAUAGAUGCUGGAUUAGCGAUCGCUGGUGAGCAGAUUCCAACACAAAGAGACGCACCAUUGCCUGGUUGGAUUAUAUUCCUGAUUGUAUUGCUUCUAUUGAUCACUUUUGUUUUAAUGGUUAGCGUUAUCGUUAUUCGUAUGCAUCAACAGCAACAAGAACAACAACAUUAUCUUACCGGUCAUUUAAGAACAUUAGCUGGUAGUGGUGGUAAUCAUCAUGUUGGAUCAUUAUUUCGAAAAAUUGGUUCAGGUUUUGUAGAAGGUGUAGUAGGAGUACCAGGCGAUCCGAAUAUACAUUCACCUGCAUAUUCGGUUGCUCAUUAUGGAACAACCGGAUCUGUUGCGCCAGUUGCACCACCUUGUUAUAAUGAUGUUACAAUAACAACAACAACAACACCGAAUAAUGUAUGUGGUGGUGUCCCAAUUAUUGAAGGACAUUCAGCUUCAUCUGGUCGUGGUUCAGCUGAAGAUGAUGCCGAUCUAGAUGAUGUUGAUGAAGAAAUUCGUAUGAUUAAUGAAUCAAGUAAUUAUUAUGAUAAUGAUGAUCCUUCAGAAGAACCAACAACCAUAGCUGAAUAUCUGGCACGUUUAGGUGUGACAAAUCAUUAUGAAGAACCCGAGAAUACAUCAUCGGUUGCCAUCGAUGAUGAUGAUGAUGUUGAAUCAAUCGAUGUUAUCAGCCAGAUAAGCAAACUUGGACCAUCAAAGCAAGGAAUGACGAAAAGAUUAAAAUCACAUCGUGGAACAUCUGGAUCAACCCAUAGUGGUAGUACAAUUAAUGCACCAACAACAAGUAACACUAGCACAGCGAUAACAAAUUCAGGAAAUAUUCAUAUUCCAAAUAAAUCAUCUACUUCAUCAGUUCAUCAUCAUAAUGAAGGUGGUGAACUUGCUGGUUCAUAUAAUUGGGAUUAUAUUCAACAAUAUCAACCUAAAUAUCAGCCAUUAUCAUCAGUGUUUGCUGAGAUUGCACGAUUAAAAUCUACUGAUGCAUUGGUGACAAUGGAUCAACAUGGAACAACAACAACAACAAUGAAUAAUGAUAAUAAUUUGAAUAAUAUGUCACAAACAUCAUCAUCAUCAUCAACGACAAAAAUUCGUUCAAAUCAUCAAGAAAUUCCAUCAUCGAUGACAAAUAUGUAUGAACAUCAUCAUCAUCAUCAUCACAAUCCAUAUGUAAUGGCUGAUUAUCGUUACCAGCAACAGUCUAAUAACAUUAAUAAUAAUCUUUAUAGUAGUGGUGGAUAUGGAACUGUACUUUCUAAUAAUGGUAGUACUAAUCUAUCACAAAAAUCAUUCAAUCAUCCUUUUACACAAAAACAACAGCAACCACAACUGCCGCCUACAACUUCUUCAUUGGUCGAUCAAACAUUAUCUUCAUCAUCGUCGUCGUCAUCGUCAUCAUCAUCGUCAUCAUCAUCGAUUUAUAAUAAAGCAACGAAUAAUGGUUCUAGAUUUCUAUCUCAAUUUCGAUAAUAUUGAUCAACUAUAAAAUGUGAUAUACUUAUCAAAAGGUGUGUUUAUUUUUUCAUUUUCCAAAUGAAUGAAAAAAAAACUAAUUCUAUUGUA
This is a messenger RNA of Dermatophagoides farinae (American house dust mite), 11472 nucleotides long. The record is from RefSeq and is a predicted model, not a curated record. NCBI's taxonomy places the organism in Eukaryota, Metazoa, Arthropoda, Arachnida, Sarcoptiformes, Pyroglyphidae.